AUGUCAACGGAUGAAGGGUAUUUGAAUGCCUUAGAAUUACAAAGGAAAGCAUUCGAAAGCCAGUUUGGAUCGUUGGAGUCCAUGGGAUUCGAAGACAAGACAAAAAAUGUUCAAAACACUAGUGAGCAAGAAAGCCAUGAUGCAAGCGAAGGAAGGGAUAGUUCCGCAGCUGAUAGCAAUGAGAAUGACAUCAACAGUGACGCUGGAGAUGAGCAUACGGGUAUGAGCUCUGCAGAAGAAGAAGAGGAAGAAGAGGAAGUUAAAGAUAAAGUUAAAGCACAUCAACCAAAAGUGAUCAAAUUCAGUGGGCCAGGUGAUACGUAUAUUGAGCCAAGUAAGAAAGAACAGAAGAUGAUAAGGUGUGGUCAAACACUUGGUAAAAUAGCGAGAAGGAUUGCAAGGAAUGAGGCCAAGAAUAAGAAGAACGAAAAAGAAGAUGAAAAUGAAGAGGCAGAAAAUCUGAAAAAUGAUGUUGAACUACAACAAUUUUUGAAAGAGUCACAUUUACUGAGUGCAUUUAGUAAUGGAUCCAGGGAUGACAAUGCCAGUGAUGCUGGCAUAAGUUUAGAUAGUAUCAAAGAUGGCGCCGAUGAUUCUAUUGUUUAUCAGGAUGACCAGAUAAUGGGUAAAGCAAGGUUGCGUACCCUUGAGAUGAGGUUAAAGAAUUUAUCAAAGGCUAAUGGUCAUGAGAAAAAAAUUAAUAAAUUGGAGAAAGUUCCUAUGAAUGUCAGAAAAGGUAUGGUGGACAAGCAUGUUCAGCGUAUUAAGAAUUUCGAGCAAGAUGCCAAAGAUGGUGGUAUUAUUUUGUCCAAAGUGAAGAAAGGACAGUUUAGAAAGAUCGAGUCCACUUACAAGAAAGAUAUUGAGAGACGUAUUGGUGAAAGUGUGAAAAGUAAAGAUAAAAAGAGAAACGCCAAAAGAGAACGUGGUCUUAAGAUUAAUACAAUUGGUAGAUCCACCAGAAAUGGCCUAGUAAUUUCUAAAGAUGAAAUAAAACGUACUUCUGGCUCUGCUUCUGAUAAUAUACGUAAAAAGGGCGGUAAAAGGAGAUGGUAA
Molecule: messenger RNA, 1056 nt
Organism: Kazachstania africana CBS 2517
Lineage: Eukaryota; Fungi; Ascomycota; Saccharomycetes; Saccharomycetales; Saccharomycetaceae
Gene: FAF1
Product: Faf1p
Exons: 1
Coding region: 1-1056 (351 amino acids)
Biological process (GO): maturation of SSU-rRNA from tricistronic rRNA transcript (SSU-rRNA, 5.8S rRNA, LSU-rRNA)
Cellular component (GO): nucleolus
Source: RefSeq, a predicted model, not a curated record